CUACUCUAGGUAAAGUUUCUAUUAGCAAAGCUAACGCAGCGAGCGCCCCCUCAGCUUCUGUACUGAUGAAUUUCGCUGCUCGUUCUGGUGUUUCCGAGUUGUAGUCUGAGAGUUACUUCCAGUCGAGCUAAUUCUGAAGCUCUGGUAUAAUUAUUGGCAUUCCAGAUAGAGGAAAAAAUGAGCAAGAAUAAGAAGAACCCUCUUGUAUUUUUGGAUUUAUCAAUUGAUGGAGAUCCUGUGGAAAGAGUUGUCAUUGAGCUUUUUGCAGAUAUUGUUCCCAAAACAUCGGAAAACUUUCGGGCGCUCUGUACAGGUGAGAUGGGCAUUGGAAAAUCUACUGGGAAACCUCUGCACUACAAAGGAACGUUUUUCCACCGAAUAAUUAAAGGAUUCAUGGCCCAGGGUGGUGACUUUUCAAAAGGAAAUGGCACUGGUGGAGAAAGUGUUUAUGGAGGGAAAUUUACAGAUGAGAAUUUUAUAUUGAAGCAUGAUGGACCUGGUGUUCUUUCUAUGGCAAAUGGUGGUCCAAACACCAAUGGUUCCCAGUUCUUUAUCACCUUCAAUCACCAGCCUCAUCUUGAUGGAAAGCAUGUGGUUUUUGGAAAGUUUGUGAAGGGAGUGGAUGUUCUGAAGAAAAUUGAACAGGUGGGAACAGGUGAUGGGAAGCCUACACGGCCUGUAAAAAUUGUAGAUUGUGGUGAAACCUCUGAAAGUAAAAUGCAGGUUCCAGUCGAGAAAGCUACAGGGAAGAAGAAGAAAUUGGGAAAGCUUCCUGCUUCUGACGAUAGUUCUGAUGGACAAAUCAAAGGAAGACUCAAAAAAUCCAUGAAGGACAAAAGAAAGAAAAGGAAACGAAGAUAUUCCUCCUCUGAUUCAUACAGCUCAGAUUCUUUUACUUCAGAAUCAGAUUCAGAUUCAGAUACAGAUUCCUCCACAGAUGAUUCAUCCAAUGAUGGGAGACAUAGGAAGAGAAGGUCAGUGCGAAAACACAAGAGCAAAAGAAAGGAUGGGAGAAGGAGUAGGAAGAGAGGCGGACGUGGAAAGCGAUCAAAGCACAAGUCCAAAUGGAUCUCAGAGACUUCAAGUGACACAGAAUCUGAGAGCUCUAGCAGCACCUCUGAUGAUGACAAAUCUAAUCCUCGUGAAUCUGCUCGUAAAACCAACGGCUCAAGUCAUGCCAAAAUUAAGUCACCGCGGAGGAAUAUUGAUGCAGGGAGAAAAUCUCCAACCCGUCUUUUGGAAAAAGAAUCUGAUACAGGACGACUGAGUCAUCAUGAGCUCAAGAUUGUUGAGCACAACAGAUCACAUGAAGAAGGUGAAUUGUCUCCAAAAGAACAUGAGCGUCUAGGCAAUGGUCGUCGCAUGGAAUCUAAAUAUGAAUCAGCUGAUAAUCGGCAUUCCUACUCAGAUAUACCAGGAAAAUCCAGCAGAAGUGUGACUCCAAGCCCCAAGAGAAGGGCAGGCGACAACAGGAAUAGUUUAAGAUUGAGAUCUGAAAGAACUGACAGAAGUCCAGUAAUCAGAAGUGAAAGUAGAAGUCCUCCGAGGAAGCCUGCCAGGAUCAAUGGGGGAAAUUCUUCUAAGAGCACAUUGAGUAGUCCUCCCCGCAAAGCCCCAGAUAACCAUGGACAGAGAGUGUCACGAAGCCCUUCUCCUAGUGGUGCUGCGAAGCGCAUUAGAAAGGGACGUGGCUUCACUGAACAAUAUUCCUUUGCACGCAAGUAUCGCACCCCUUCUCCUGAGCAUUCACCUCGCAGGGCGUAUCAUUACGGUGGAAGAAUUGUGAAUGAAAGAAACCAUGAUAGGUAUUCAAGCUAUAGAAGUUACUCUGAGCGCUCACCACGUAGACGCUUUAGAAGCCCACUGAGGGGACGUAGCCCUUCCAGAUAUCGGAGCAGGACUCGUCGAAGUAGGAGCAUUUCUCGCACUCCUCGGGGUUAUCAUGGCCGCUACAGGGACCGCAGUCGGAGCCAUAGUCCAAUACGUAGUCGUAGUCCUGGGGAUAAGCGACCUGCUGUUAGUGAUGCAUUAAAAUCUCGUCUUGGUCUCAGAGUAGAUGAUCCUCGUUCAGAAAACAAAGAUAGGUCCAGAAGCCGUGGGUCCUCACGAUCUAGAUCCCCUGACUCCGUACCACCAAAGCGUAGUGGUAAGGCAGCUUCUGCAUCCUACAGCACAUCAAGAUCGAGCUCACCAUCUGGAAAGCGAGGUUUAGUCUCCUAUGGAGACAUCUCUCCCGAUGUUGGAACUGGGUAGCUUCCUUGUGGCUGUCGCUCAUUUUGAGGAAAAAAGCAUGCCGAGUUUUCCAUGACUCACUCAGAUUAUAUUUACUCGCACAUCUUUAUGCAAUCCAUUUGCCUUGAUGUCCCUGUCUGUAAGCUGCUUAGCUUGGCCUGAUAUAUUACUUCUUUUGCAUUUCUGCUGACUGAAUAACUUGUUUUUAGACACUUCGUUUUUGUAAGCUUUUGGUUCUUGUCUCUGGAGACCUCUGUUCCUUUUGAAGAUUGUUGGACCCUUCGUUGCGGAGGACUUUUUUUAGGUACAAAUCUCCCUUUUUU
Tripterygium wilfordii is the source of this 2555-nucleotide messenger RNA. RefSeq names its product peptidyl-prolyl cis-trans isomerase CYP63-like. The record is from RefSeq and is a predicted model, not a curated record. Bases 178 to 2253 code for a protein of 691 amino acids. NCBI's taxonomy places the organism in Eukaryota, Viridiplantae, Streptophyta, Magnoliopsida, Celastrales, Celastraceae. Gene Ontology annotation, molecular function: peptidyl-prolyl cis-trans isomerase activity. Gene Ontology annotation, biological process: protein folding; protein peptidyl-prolyl isomerization. The transcript has 14 exons.